CGCUGACAGUUUCGCUAUUGACCUGAAACGAGUGUGUUCUGUAACGCGUGUAUCUUGAGGAUUUUCUCAAGAGAACAUUUCCUUCUUCUAAUGCAGAACCUUUUAUUUGCAAGUGAGUGAUACAAGUGUAAAAUAGACGGAGUAACGUCGAUAGUGGUCCAAUUACAUAAUCUGAAAACAAAAGGAAGAGAAGACAGAAAACUAGAGUGCUACCUAGAGAAGAUCGAAGAGAGAGGCUAAAGACAACUGUCGCACGUAAUUGACUCGGGUAACUUUGCAAGAUCUUUAAGCAAAAAGAGAAAGAAAACGAAAGUGUGUUUUUUCCAAACGUUUAUUUUUUCGUUUCGCCUUUUUUGUUAACACGCCGUCGCUGUUGUUUAGUGAGCUUCUUGGCUGAUCUUUUGAAAACGUAUAAACAAAUAUAUACAUAAAAAAAAACUUAACCUGCAGAGCGAGCUCUUAACGGUAAAAGAGGCACGAACUUAACCUCUUAGUGUGUGAGACAAAAAAUACCAGCAUAUUAAAAAAAAUCGCAUCUCCUGAGAAAAAAGAAGGAAAAAAGGAACACCACGUAUUCGAAAUCAGGCACGGAUCAAAGGGUCCAAAAAAUGGACUCGCCUGUCAUCGUGGACAAAGCAUCCGAAUUCGGAGAACCGAUUGAUUUGGAUCGUCCGUUUCCCGGGUUCCCAUUUGACGACGACAAUUUCGGACGACGCAGUGAUAUUCGUGCACAUCUGGACGAUCUAGCAGCCCGCCACCCAGAAUUCGCCGACCAUCUGUUAGGCCCACCUUGGGGUGACAUCCCCUUUCACGGCUCUUUCCGUAACCGAAAUCGUGACUCUGGAAACAGAGAUCGUAAUAAUCACCAACAAGGUUACUCUGACGAGGACGCACGAAGUCAAGCAAGCGGAAGUAGCGCUGCCAGCGGAAUCAGUGCCUCCAGUUCGCACGGUGAAGCGGACAUUAACCAAAAUCAACAAAAUAAAUCCUCCAAUUUCGAAGAAUCUCAUAGGAAAAGUCAAAUUCCGCAAUACGGAUUACGUAAUACUGUGGAUAUAGGUCAGCACCAUCACAACAUGGAAAAUCUUGACAGAGGAAAUCGUGGACAGCGUUCAAUGUCCGCUCCUCCAGAGAAUAGACAGUCUUCUAAUCAACAACAACCUCAACAGCAAGAGCAACAGCCACAGCAGCAGCCACAGGGUCAGAGAUACGUUUCUAGGAUAGAUAUAACGCCACAGCAUAACCAGCCUCAGCAACAGAAAUCACAGCAGCAACAAUCGCAGCCACAACCACAAACUCAGCAACAACAGCAGAAACCUCAGCAGCAAAGUAACGUUAGGCAUAUUCCAAUUUUUGUUGAAGGUAGAGACGAACCUGUGCUACCAAGAAGUUUCGACGACCCGUCUUCCUUCAGAAGAGCACCUUCUCCUUUCAGAAGAGAACCUUCUCCUCCGCAGUUUCAUGCACCACCACACUUUCAAAGAACAUUUGGUCAGCACUUUGGUGGAAGACCCCAUCAACGGCCUCCACACUUCCAGGAAUCUUUCUAUCAGCCACCAAGCGGCUUUGAGCAUCCUCCCAGGAGACAACAGCAGACACACACUUUCCAGCAGCCUAGACAGCCUCAGCAGCAACAGUAUUGCGAAAGACAGCCUCAACAACAAUAUUAUACUGAGAGACAACCACAGCAGCAGCAUUAUGAGCAAUCCAAGCAACAGAAGUCUCAACAGCAGGCUCCACCUCAACAGCAACAGCAACCUCAGCAACAGGAACCACCAAAACCUACCGUUCCAAAGGAUCCUCUAGAAAAAGUAGCUCUUGUACAGAAGGAAGUAGACUCUCUGGCUGAACAAGUUAAACAGUAUAGUGGUAACUCGAGGACAGAUAAAGAAUAUAUUUAUCUAGAUGAAAUGCUUACUAGGGAACUGAUUAAAUUGGACGAUAUAGAGACAGAAGGUAGAGACAAUGUUCGACAGGCGCGCAAGAACGCAAUAAAGACUAUACAGGAAACAAUUAGUUUACUGGAGUCGAAGGCGCCGCUUCCAUCGCAACAAGUAUUGUCAGAGGAACAGGAGAAACAAGAAGUUUCUAAUGUAACCGAAGAGGCUGGACAGACUGGAACACUAAACAUGCAUCAUAAAGGAGAGGAUCAGUCUCAGAAUAAGGAAGCAAUCCCACUGCCUCCUGCACCAUCAUCUCCAACGAAGAAACCUGAAGAAGCUAUCGAACCUUCUACAGAAAAAAUAGAGAACUCUGAUACUUAUCACGCUACGAGUCAACAACAGGAUGCUCGGCAGGUUUCCAGCGAGCCUAUUGAAACGACACCAGCGAAGAAGCCGGAAAUGACGUCUAUGGAAGUUCAGCAGAUUCCAGACGAAGCUAUUGUAACUGAACAGAAGGAAGUAGAAAACGCUCCCGGAGAAAAGGAACAGGAAAACACUACUGAAGUAAAGGAAACAGAUAUUUCUGCUGAAAAGACCACUGAGAACAUUCCCUCUGAGGGGAAUAAGGAAGUAAAUCCUCUAGAAGAAAAAAAAAUAGAGAAUGUUUCUGAGGAUAAAAAAGUAGAAAACACUUCCAAGGAAAAGAAAACUGAGAAAACUGAUAGUAAACCGCCUGGCCAAGAACAACAGCAGAAAACCGAGGAGAAAAUGGAGAUAGAGAGUAGUGAGGUAAAGCAGUCUCCCAGGUCAAAAAAAGGAAGGAAGACAAAAAAACAGGCUGCUCCAGUGUCUGAUAAACCUAUACCAUUGCCAGCUCCAGAGAACACUGAGGCUAGUGCAAAUUAGAAUAGCUGGCAAGAAGAAAUAUAAAGUGUCACGAUUCUAAUUGGACCAAAGGACGCAUCUCGCAAGUUAUUCUGUUGGUUGUCGCCAGAGCAGAAUAUCAUUAUUUUGGAGAACAAGCGAAGAGAAGCCUUUUUUGAUGGUCGUUAUUUCUUCUCUGUUUUGCGAUCAUUCUUGGUGCCAGAUCGAUAGGGACGUCGUGGAUCGACGUGAAAAUCGCACAAUCGUCAGCAUGGAAACCACGCCGGCCGGAAACGUUCUUUUGUUGUGUUUCGUUGCUCCUUCGUUCAAGUGGUUGCAGUCAGGUUCAAACAGGAGAUGAGUAUAUAUGUUCAGACAACCUUAUAACAUAUAGAAUCGUACAACGAAUAUCCAGCACAAAAAGGCUGUCACGCUGUUGCGUUGCAUUUGGACGAAACUGUCCCUCCUGAUUUCUACUCUUCACCCGUGCUGAUUUCAUGGGAAGUCAUAUGGGAAAGAACAUAGAAUACUCAAGGAAUUGUAUUACACGUUUGAUAAUGUUCAGUGCAAAGUUUGAUUGCACUCGAAGAAAUUGAAAUAUCGGUCUCCUUUUAGGAACAAUUCUUUUCUCUGUUUUUAUUAUUACUAUUUCUUAAUUUUUAAAUUAGUCACGUUAUUUAUUAAAUAUAUUUUUUCUUUUAUUGAGACGUUGAUUGACUAGUUAAUUGGUUAGAUAAUGACUGAGUAAAAGCAAAGGAAUGAAAAAGCAUUUUUUAGGAACCGAUAUUUAGUGUUUUAUAUAUUAUCGAGACUGGCAUAUAGUCAGUAUUGAUAAUAAGAUUAGUGGGAGAAAUUUGACACGAUUAUGAAAAUGUUUAAACGUGUUGUAUAAUGAAAAUGAUAACGAUUAUCCACAAGGAAACGCGUUGAGGAUGUCGGAGUCGAACGUUCAAGAAUGGAACGCGUCCGUUUCUUACUAUUAGUAUUACAGCGCACGGCCUGAAGCAUGAUAAAACUAACUUUAUUAUUAUUAUUAUUAUUAUUUCUAUUUAUAAUUUAUUGUGCGUCUGCUGAACGAUUCGAGCACGAUUUUCGUGCCCCUAAUAUAAUAGGUUAUUAAAAGAGGAUGGUUCAGGAAUUUAUAGAUUCUUAAUAACGAAGAGAAUGAACAAAAAAAUUAUACAGCUUCACAUAGUUGUGAUUUCUUAAAUAUCUCUGUAAGCUUUUUCCUUGAUAUACUAAGGAGGAAGAACACUAGUUUAAUAUGAAAUGUAGAAGUGAUUGACUAAUUUUAUAGUAUUUAUAAGAUAACAAAAUUAUUUUUACUAUGCAACAUUUUCACUCCAAGCACAUAUAAUUCAUAACAUAGUUAUCUAUGCUGUAUAAAAAUCGAAUUACAUACAGUUUAGCCUGAAACAAUCAAUUUUUAAGUAAAUCAAUUAAGUUCUUUUUUACUUGAUUUACUGUGUAGUAUGAAAUCUGUGAAUUUCUGAGCCACUUUAUUUCAAUCCCAUGUGCAAAUCUGUUGUCACGAAACCAUUGUGUGUGAUAUACGAACCAUGUAUGUAUAUAUUAAGAUCGUAUGUGUUCGUUUUAUGAAAAAUGAUGUAUCCCGUUCACAGUUACCUUAAAUCAUUGUUCGAUUUUUAACAAUAUUAAGAAACUUGAUUCUUAUCUCUUGAAAAAAAGAAAAAUUGUCGAUAACAAUAAUGUAUAAAAUACAUUAUUCUAUGGUUCCUUGUUCAGGGUGAUACUCAUCAUUAUUCUUCCUUUUUUGUUUCUUCUCAUUUUUUUCUUCUUUUUUUUUUUUGUUUCUGUAUGAUAUUUACGUACAUAUGUAUCUGUAGAAAUCACUUGCUCUCAAGCAGAAAUUUUGUAUUUUUUUCUGACGUGUGAGAAGUGCGCACACACACGCGCGCGUGUGUGAUCUGUGGUGUGUGAUGUGUGGUGCGUGUGUGGUAAGAAAGAAUAAAUGUAUUAUACAAAAGAAAGAUAUGUGAGAAGGAGUGGAUGAAUAAAUGAUCUAACUAUCAGUAGAACAUCAGUAUAAGUGCGGCGAAAAUGUAACUAUUUUAUGAACAAACGCAUUCGAUUGAAAAUACAAUCUGCUCGUUUGAAUCAUAUAUUGAUCCUAACCUAAUCAGAUCAUAUUAAAUCAUAUUAAAAAGUCCCCGUCUCCUGUGUUGAUAACCAAGUUCCUCUGCGUCCAUUAAUUACGUCAUUUGUGUAGUCCAUUUUUUUAAAGUGGUAUAAGUCUAAUUUUGACUUGUAAAUUAUACCAUAAGCUUCAUGAUAGACUGAUGUGUUCUCAUGUUAUAUUUUAAUGGUAUAUAGUUAGACAUAUUAGUAUCUCCAAAAAUUAUUAAAGAUACAUUGCUUAAAAACAAAAUUGCAUAAAUGGUUUUAGAUUUAAUGUAUACAUGUAUAAUAGAUUAUUACAAGCAAUUACAAGUAAAAAAUACUUAAUACCUAAUACUUACUAUCUACAGUAGUACUUACUAUAAGUAAGAAUAUCAUUGAUAACAUUAACUUUUGUAUUGCAAAUGCAAUUUUUAUAACUUUGCUUUUAGAAAUAUUUAAAUAUGUAUCAUGUAUCUCAGUACAAGAAAAAAUGGACUUCUACCAUUAAAAAAAGAAAGAAAAACCAGUUUUUCUAUAAAAGUUUGUAUAAAACGAUUUUAGAAAAUUUUUUAUUACAAUACGAAUAAAUCAUUUAGUUAUCAAACAAAAUAUUUAAUAUUGUAAUAAUUAAAUACAAACGAAAUAAUAGAAUUAAUGAGAAAAAUUAGAAAUAUAAUGAACAAAAACUAAAAUGUAAAUGUAGGUUGACAAUAUUGAUUUGUAAAAUGAUUUUGCUAAAAGUUUUGCAAGAGAACUGGUAAAUAUCGAAUUCGGAACAGAGUUUGGCUUGUGCCCAAUCUAAUAAACCGAAGCAAAAAUUUCACUACGUAAAAGAUCAUUUUCGAAAAAUUUUGGGAAUACUUGAAAUGCUUUUAAUCCUAUUUUUGCUACUAUAUGGGGGCAAAGAUAAAAUGUUCACUUGGACUACCAAAUCGACGACAAAGAAAUUCUAAAUUGAAGAAUCCGUAUUGUCUCUUACAUAAAAAGAAGUCAUUUACCAUCUGUAUAUGUACAUAUUCACAAAACUCAUAUAAAAAUGACGAUGUGUCUGAAAAAUGUGAAUAUAUAUGCUCAACCUAAACAAAGGUAAAAAAUUAUUUAAAAUGAGAUAUUUUUUUCGAAGAACGCAGCUUUUGUAGCGAAAGUUCUGGGUACCAACGACCUGCUAACAACAACAUCCACUACAUGUAUACGCUUUUUCAUUGCCAAAUUCCUGAGAAUUGUUUGAAGUUGUAAAAUUUCCUUAAAAUAUUGCAACCAUAAGCAAAAUAUUAGCCGCAAGCUUAAAAGGGAAAUUGUUCAGGAAAAAUUGGUACAUAAUACUUUUUAUAAUUGCAAGAAUCAUAAAAGAAAUAAUAAGGGAAGUUAUAAAAAAUGAGACAGCUUUUUUACUACUCAGGAAAUUUAAAAUUAUAGGUUAGGUUAUUUUUCAUUUGUUAAGAAAUGGCGCAGAUGGAUUUUCAAAUUUGUCGCUUUAUUAAAUCCAUGUUUAAGUAUGAAGUGAAUAAAAAAUAACGAUCACUUUAA
Molecule: messenger RNA, 6395 nt
Organism: Bombus huntii
Lineage: Eukaryota; Metazoa; Arthropoda; Insecta; Hymenoptera; Apidae
Gene: stv
Product: BAG domain-containing protein Samui-like
Exons: 2
Coding region: 609-2789 (726 amino acids)
Biological process (GO): protein stabilization
Cellular component (GO): cytoplasm; cytosol; nucleus
Molecular function (GO): protein-folding chaperone binding; adenyl-nucleotide exchange factor activity
Source: RefSeq, a predicted model, not a curated record